This is a messenger RNA of Colletotrichum acutatum, 675 nucleotides long. Its product is annotated as DUF985 domain-containing protein. The record is from RefSeq and is a predicted model, not a curated record. Lineage: Eukaryota; Fungi; Ascomycota; Sordariomycetes; Glomerellales; Glomerellaceae. Bases 1 to 675 code for a protein of 224 amino acids. The transcript has a single exon. Gene Ontology annotation, cellular component: intracellular anatomical structure.
AUGGGCUCCAUCCCUCUCCCAGAUCUCUCCCACCUGUCCCCCUCCACCCUACCCACCCCUCACGAUACCCCCUCCAGCGCAAAGAUUGUCUCCGCCCUCUCCCUCCACCGUCACUACGAAGGCGGCUUCUACGCAGAGACAGACCGCGCCCCGACCUCGAUUCCCUCCCCGUUCCCAGCAACACCCGCCUCAGCCUCAGACGAGGCAGCACCCUCGACCAACGACCCAGACUGCCCUCCGCCGACGACGGCCGAGCAGCAGCAGAGACGCGCCCUCUCGUCCGCGAUAUUUUACUACCUCACCGCGUCCUCGCCCAUAGGCCACUUCCACCGCAACCGCUCGCGCAUAACGCACUCUCUACACCGCGGCCGCGGCCGCUACGUCGUGCUCCACCCGGACGGCGUCGUCGAGAAUUUUAUCGUGGGCGGCAACAUAGCAGCUGGCGAGAGGUUGCAGUGGACUGUCGAGGGGGGCGCUUACAAGGCUAGCUUCGUGUUGCCGGACGAAGACGAGGGCGCAUCGUCGCCGUCGUCGAGUGAGGGUUUGCUGAUUACCGAGGUCGCCGUGCCGGGGUGGGAGCCGUGUGAUCAAAACUUUUUGACGCGGGAGAAGCUGGUUGAGUUGGUGGGUGAGGGAAAGGCGAAGGGGCUGGAAUGGUUGAUCAAGAAGGAGUAA